AUGAAUAUUCGUUGUGCAAAACCUGAAGAUCUCAUGAAUAUGCAGCAUUGCAACCUACUGUGCCUGCCAGAAAACUACCAAAUGAAAUACUACUUUUAUCACGGCCUCAGUUGGCCCCAACUGAGUUAUGUUGCUGAAGACGAAAAGGGAAACAUUGUAGGUUAUGUUCUUGCAAAAAUGGAAGAAGAUCAGGAAGAUUUAAAACACGGCCACAUUACGUCCCUUGCCGUGAAACGGUCUCACCGUAGACUGGGCCUAGCUCAAAAACUGAUGGAUCAAGCUUCUGAGGCGAUGGUGGAGUGCUUUGAUGCAAAGUAUGUGUCCCUACAUGUAAGGAAGAGCAAUCGGGCUGCCUUAAACUUAUACAAAAACUCACUCAAGUUUGAGACUGUUGAGAUUGAACCCAAAUAUUAUGCUGAUGGUGAGGAUGCAUACUCCAUGAGACGGGACCUAACAGAAUUUGCUAAGAAGAUUAAGGGAAAACCAGAAGAUAAAGACAAGAGUGAAGAAAAAGAGAAGAAACAUAAAAAUGAAGAAUGA
Acanthoscelides obtectus is the source of this 540-nucleotide messenger RNA. The record is from the annotation of a GenBank genome assembly. Lineage: Eukaryota; Metazoa; Arthropoda; Insecta; Coleoptera; Chrysomelidae.